AUGGCCAAUCCCUUCCUGAUGGACGACGACCUGGAUGGCGGCGACAUGGCCGCCAAUCCGUUUCUCAUGCAAUCUGAGCCGGAAACCGGAGCGGACAAUCCCUUUGCAGCAGCUUCUGCUGCCUCGAACCCCUUUGCCUUCGGGGGCGACGACCUGGAGGCGGAGGCGGAACCGGAACCAGAACCGGAGGCGGAGGCGGGCCACGACAACGACCUCGAUCCGGCGAUGAGCUUCUUCGGCACCACCAUCGAGGCGGAGGACGACGCCCUGAGCCUCAAGUCGGCGGCCGAGGAGGAGGACGAGGGCGGCAAGAAGCCGCCACACGCACACCCGCCACCGCCACGCCCCCAGGCGCCGCCGCAGAGCACCCAGGAUCUGAUCAGCACGGUGUCCAGCCAGCUGGAGGAGACCAGCUCGGAGCUGCUCGGCCGCAUCCCCGCCACCCGGUCCCCCAGUCCCGUCUCCAUGCGGGACCUGCACUCGCCGAGUCCCACUCCCGACUCCGGGCUGGCCGACCUGCUGGACGUCUCGGUGGACAGCGGUUCCAGCGGCGCCCACACCCAGGGCAUCGAGGUGGACCUCAUCGGGGGCGUCGCUUCCGCCGGCAGCGCACCGCUCGAAAAUCCCUUCCCGACGGCGGUGCCCAACAUACAGGCGGCCGCACCGCUUCCGGCCACGCCGGUCAAGCAGCCGCCGCGCCCACCACCGCCACGCCCCGCUCCGCCGCGUCCCACGCCACCAGCCCACGUGGCUCCCCAGAGGCCCCCGCCUCCGGUGGCCGCAGCUCCACCUCCGGCCGCCGAGGCGGACGACCUGCUGGACAUGUUCGGCACCACGGCCGGGAAGCCGCCGAAGCCGCCGCCACCCAAGUCCAAGGAGGACAUCCUCAGUCUCUUCGAGCAGCCGCCAGCACCGCCAGCACCCAAGCCAGAUCUCCUGCUCGACGACCUCCCGGAGACGAAGCCGGAGGCCGUUCAGCCUGAGAAGGAGCGCGAGAGGGAGGAGGGCGAGGAGGAGGUGAAGGAGGAGCCGGUGUUCACCUCGCUGCUCAUCCGGCCGGACGAGAGCACCCACGACAUCACCUCCCAGCCGCAGGCGGCCACCGGACUGGAGCGGCAGGCGAACCACAUGGCGGCGCCCGCGGAGGCGGCCAACAGACAGCGGGCACCGACGCCGGACAUCGAGAUCACCACGGUGGAGGACCUGCCGCGCUCCGAUGACGAGGACGAGCCGGAGGCUAAGCAACCGGAGCCGGAACCCGAACCGGAACCGGAAGUGAAGGUCGAGCCACUGGGGGAACCGGAAGCGGAGCCGGAGCUGAUAUCCGAUCACAGUCCGCCGACGGAGUCGCUGGUGACCACACAGGCGGCCUUCGGGGAGGAGGAGGAGCCGCCGGCCAGCGAACCGGAGCCGGAGCAAAUGGACACCGGGCUGGACUUCCCGCUGGCCACCAGUGGCCUCGCCAGCGGCCAGCUGUCCGCCAAUCCCUUCGCCAGUCCCGAGGAGGAGGAGGAGCCGGGCUUCGCGCCCGUGCCCGUGCCCGCGGUGGUGGGCAACAUCUUCGCCGUGGACGAACCUCCCGAGCCGGAGGUGGAGCCCCCGCCACCCGAGGUGGCGCCCAGCUACGCGGCCAACAUCUUUGCCGCCGAGCCGGACGAGUUCGACGCCUUCUCGGCCAAGUUCGACUCGGUGAAGAAGGACAACAUCAGCAUCCUCGACGGGUUCGGGGGAUCGGGAGCCAUUACGCCCACGGGAGGAGAUGCCUGGGGUGACAGCGCCUUCGGAUCGGCCACGAUCUCGGCCAACGCCUUCGGGGACACGAACUCGGCGGACGACGGGUUCGGGAACGAGGACGACGACUUCUAUGCGAUGAAGGCGCCCGCACGCGCGGAGUCCGUGGAGUCGGUGGACAAGGAGUUCAGCGUGGUCAUCCGCCCGAAGGCGGAGGGCACUGGAGGAGUGGCGCCCCAGCUGGCACCGCCGCCUCCGCCGGCGAGGAGUGGCAACCAGGCGCAGACCGCUUCGCCGCCCGGCGCGACGGUCAAUCCGUUCGAGGACGUCAGCGGGUUCCCGGCGCCGGGUCCGCCGGCGGCCGACGGGGCCACCAUGAAGCGCACGGACUCGCAGGACACGCCACAGACGCCGCUCUACGACGAGGACGUCUCGCAGCCGCUGGAGGAGUUCCCGCGCCUCCACUACGUGGGACCCGGAUGGGAGAUGCAGCUGCGGCAGCCGAACAAGAAGAAGAUCACCGGACAGCGGUUCUGGAAGAAGAUCUUCGUGCGGCUGGUGGUGCAGAACGAUGUGCCGGUGGUGCAGCUGCUGAACCAGGCGGGCGACAAGCAGCCCUUCCAGGAGCUGCCGCUGCAGCCCUCGUACUCCGUGUCGGAGGUGGGCGCCCAGCAGUACGACCAGUUCGGCAAGAUCUUCACGAUGAAGCUGCAGUACAUAUUCUACAAGGAGCGACCCGGCGUGAGGCCCGGCCAGGUGACCAAGGCGGAGCGGAUCACCAACAAGCUGACCAAGUUCGCACAAUACGCCAUCGCCGGCGACUACGAGGGCGUCAAGGAGUUUGGCAGCGACCUCAAGAAGCUCGGCCUGCCCGUCGAGCAUGCGCCGCAGUCGUCGCAGCUCUUCAAGAUCGGCUCGAUGAACUACGAGGACAUGAAGCAGUUCUCCGUCUGCAUCGAGGAGGCGCUCUUCAAGCUGCCAGCUUUGCGCGAACGCGCCCUCACCUACAAGAUGGAGGAGGUGCAGGUGACCGCCGUGGAUGAGAUCACUGUGGAGCAGGACUUCGAGGGCAAGAUCCUCAAGCAGAUCGCCCGGGUGCGACUCUUCUUCCUCGCCUUCCUCACCGGCAUGCCCACCAUCGAGCUGGGCGUGAACGACAUGUGGCGGCAGGGGAAGGAGGUCGUCGGCCGGCACGACAUCAUCCCGGUGGCCACCGAGGAGUGGAUCCGGCUGGAGGCCGUCGAGUUCCACAGCGUGGUCAACCAGCAGGAGUACGAGAGAACGCGCACCAUCAAAUUCCAACCGCCCGACGCCAACUAUAUUGAACUGCUGCGCUUCCGUGUGCGUCCGCCCAAGAAUCGCGAACUUCCGCUGCAGCUGAAGGCCACCUGGUGCGUCACCGGCAACAAGGUGGAGCUGCGGGCCGACAUCCUGGUGCCGGGCUUCACCUCCCGCAAGCUGGGCCAGAUCCCCUGCGAGGACGUCUCGGUGCGCUUCCCCAUCCCCGAGUGCUGGAUCUACCUGUUUCGCGUGGAGAAGCACUUCAGAUAUGGUUCGGUCAAGUCCGCUCAUCGGCGAACGGGAAAGAUCAAGGGUAUCGAGCGGAUCCUGGGCGCCGUGGACACGCUGCAGGAGUCUCUGAUCGAGGUGACAUCCGGACAGGCCAAGUACGAGCACCAUCAUCGGGCCAUCGUGUGGCGAUGUCCCCGCCUGCCCAAGGAGGGUCAAGGUGCCUACACCACUCAUCAGCUCGUCUGCCGCAUGGCCCUCACUUCCUACGACCAGAUACCCAGCGAAUUGGCGCCAUACGCGUUUGUGGAGUUCACUAUGCCCGCCACGCAGGUCUCGCAUACCACCGUGCGCUCCGUGAGUGUCCAGGACUCGGAUGCCGACGAGCCGCCGGAGAAGUACGUCCGCUACUUGGCACGGCACGAGUACAAGGUUGGCAUCGAGACCACGCACGGCGAGUCCACGAACGCGUAUUUGGCGGCAACACGUCCCAUUCGCGAGGAGCCGGCCAGCACGGCCGCCAAGCCGACGGCCUCCCCGGUGCCACCGAGUGACUCGGACACGGACUCCAACUAAGCUGGCACCCCGGGAAACGGGAUUAGCUGGAUUGAAAUGAGAGGCAGCGCAGCCAGGCGGCCUUCUGUAGAUACUCCCCGUGCAUGGUUUUCGCAAUCGUUCUUGUUGUAUACAUAUUAUAUAAUCUAUAUAAAUAUUUCCGAGGCGUCUGCCGCAAUUUUCCCCUCUAGCAAGUGCAGCGUGUUCAUCGCUUCGGGUUAGGUAAAGAUUAGUUGACAAUAAUGUUAGGUGCAGCAGCUGGAGAGUGCGAAGAUUACGAAGCAGACGAUGAAUUGAUGAACACUGUGUAAAAAGCCAAAUGAAUGAAGACCGAGAUGAAGCUGAUGGAUCUGCGGACACGUCAACUGAGGAACCGAUAGCGUCUUAGGUAUCCGUAUCCGUAUCAGUAUCCCAUAUCCUGUUAACCGCUUAGCCACAACCAUAAUCACUUGACCUAGCCUAGCCUAGCCGAGGAAACCAACUAAUCUGCGUUACAUGUAGCCAUACGAACACGUUCAAUCGAUAUCAGACCAGAAUCGUAUGUAAAGUCAAACCAUACAAAUGCAUUAAGAUAAAGGUUAUAAUCGCAACACACGAACAUAUACUAUAUAUAUAUACGAUAACUGAUGUAAUCUGAAGUAAGCAUAAGCCAGGGAAAUGAAAAGCAAUUUCGUCGUAAUUGUUCUUAAAAGGCUCAAGUGCGAAUAAGGUUAAUCAACACUGAAACGAGCUGCCAGCCUUAUAUUUACUUAGUCAGCACUGGGUGGAGCUGCCAGCUUUGCGUAAAUGACCAACGGUAAGGUACUGGCACAAGCUGCCAGCUUCUUGAGCUUCGGAUGAGCUGCCAACUUCACAAGAACGAGCUGUCAGCUUUACAUACAGUUAACCAACACCGGUCAGACUACAUAUGUGGGAAGUGGAACUUAAAACUAUCCAUAGCCAUCAGAUAAACAAACUUUUAGCUUUAUGUAUACCAUUGAUUUAACUAUAAAUUUAGAGAUGAAUUCAAAACUCCAAGCAAAAGCGACAUGGUAAACGAAAAUGCAUAUUCAAAUGUUAUUGUUGUGAAUCAAAUAAAAUUAUAUUCAAACUAUACUAAAAAGUAAAGGAAAACCAUAUAGGCAAAUCAUCUUUGUUAAAGCAAAAAGUAUAAAGUUAAAGUAAACGAGGAAACCAAAAGCAAACCUAACGUAAAUCUAAACGAAGUUAUUCAUAACUAUACUCGUAUGCCAUACGUAUUGAUUGAUAACUGAUUCAUUGAUUGAUUGAGUUUACUAGCAAGAUUGAAUAAUAAUAGAUUUGUUAAUUACGUGUUAAAUGAAAAUAUAUUCUAUGAUCCCGGCUUAACCACACGAUGUUUGCCUCUGUUCUACUCUAUUUCCUACCCACUCAAUAUCACUCCAAACUCAUUUCUCAUGCCAGACAACAGAUGUACUACGGACACUUAGAAGGACUCUAAAUAGAAUCACGAUUUAUUACUAAUAGAGAAUGUGAAUAUUGUACCUCUAAGAAAUUAAUCCUCAUUCAUGUAUUUUAUAUGUUACAUUAUUUACCUACGAUUAAUUCUGCAUAUAUUAUAUAUCGUCUAUAGCAUAUGUAUUGUAUGUACAAUAAAAAAAGGAACCCCAUGCAAACAAAGACCGAUCGGUUGACAAACACUCUCACAUGUUAUAUUUAUGUAUUAAUUAUACAAAAACCCGACGGCACCGCUGCAAUAUAUAUCCUCGAUCCGUGUCGGAUCGUGAGGGCAUAUACUGCAACGGGACUGGUCGCCAUUAUACAAAUAUGCGGCGCAAGCUAAUGGUAUUAACCGAUAAACUAAAUACAAUAUGAUGAAUUAUUAUGAAACGAGCAAAAAACGCAUUAUGAUGGAAAAUUAUCUAGUCAAAUGAGAAAAUAAAUAUUGCGACAACAAAUAUAAAGUAAUGCAAAUUGA
This is a messenger RNA of Drosophila ficusphila, 5731 nucleotides long. RefSeq names its product protein stoned-B. Gene Ontology annotation, cellular component: synaptic vesicle; AP-2 adaptor complex. Bases 1 to 3816 code for a protein of 1271 amino acids. NCBI's taxonomy places the organism in Eukaryota, Metazoa, Arthropoda, Insecta, Diptera, Drosophilidae. Gene Ontology annotation, molecular function: clathrin-cargo adaptor activity. The transcript has 7 exons. Gene Ontology annotation, biological process: synaptic vesicle endocytosis; regulation of endocytosis; clathrin-dependent endocytosis. The record is from RefSeq and is a predicted model, not a curated record.